UAUACCGUUUAGGUGUCAGGCUUCGCGCGGAUAUUCUGGCCAAGCGUUUUCUCAGAUGAGACCAGUGCUUUUAUAUUUUUGACUGUGAUUGGCCCUGGAUCGUUUUGUGUGUCUGUGUAUAUCGCGCGGAAAACGUGGAAAAGCGAACUCUUUGGACGGAAAUCUAAACAUAAAAGCUGGACGGUGUGAAGGUUCAUUGGAUCGUGCCGGAUUUUUUAUUCUGCGUCGUUCCGGUGAUUUAGUUUCUGUGCUGUGAUAAGUCGAACUUUUUUUUUUGGAAAACACUGUUGUGCAGUUUUUUAAUUUUUGUUCUUGAGUGGCAAUGCUGUAAAUUUUUAUCCAGAAAAUAAAAGGGGUCCUUAAAUUGACUUUAUUAUCUGGAGCAUUUCUCCGGCGAGACUCAGAAGGCUCAACCUCGUGCAGUACCGUCCUUUUAUGGUUGGAACGAAGCGGUGGACCAGUUCUACCGCUAAACCUUGUUCCCAAUGCGUUUCGACAGCACACUCGACGCACCCGAAGCCGUAAAGAAAAUGGCAUACCAUCCGUUCUUGCAGCUGCCCAGGCAAACGGACUUUAGUGUAUCGUCGUUACUCACAGCAGCCAACAACAACUCUCCUGGAGCGGCAUCCACCUCACCCACCGGACCUGGUGCCGCCGGAGCUUUUUUUCCCUCGUUGCUCGCACAACAAGCGGCGGCAGCCGCUCCACACGGUUGCUAUCCCGGAACAUUGAUCCCGAAAAUCCCGCAUCCUCAUCACGCAUUACCGGGACAUCCCUAUACUACGGCUGAGGACGUUCUUUUGCAGGCGGUCCAUAAUCACCACUCUGCAAUGGUAAGACCUUUACGUGCAAUCCAACCGGAAGACGAUGGCGUUGUGGACGAUCCCAAAGUAACAUUAGAAGGAAAAGAUUUAUGGGAAAAGUUCCAUAAGUUAGGAACCGAGAUGGUUAUUACGAAAAGUGGAAGGCGCAUGUUUCCUGCUUAUAAAGUACGGGUAUCGGGCUUAGACAAAAAAUCCAAAUAUAUACUACUGAUGGACAUCGUGGCGGCCGAUGACUGCCGAUAUAAAUUUCACAACAGUCGAUGGAUGGUAGCAGGCAAAGCCGACCCAGAAAUGCCUAAAAGAAUGUACAUACACCCGGAUUCACCCUCAACUGGUGAACAAUGGAUGCAGAAAGUAGUCAGCUUUCACAAACUGAAGUUGACCAAUAAUAUCUCGGAUAAACAUGGAUUUUUAAAAGACAAGUCCAUUGAUUUUCUGACGAUACUCAACUCAAUGCACAAAUACCAGCCAAGGUUUCACUUAGUCCGAGCGAACGACAUCUUAAAGUUGCCUUACUCGACGUUUCGGACUUACGUCUUCAAGGAGACUGAGUUUAUUGCCGUGACAGCUUACCAAAAUGAGAAGAUAACUCAACUUAAAAUCGACAAUAACCCAUUUGCCAAAGGAUUCAGGGAUACAGGCGCAGGAAAACGAGAAAAGAAUUACAGACAAGCGAUGUUGGCGCAACGGCAUACAGACGAUAAAAUUUCCCAUCCGUUACCUGCGCGCAUGUCUGCUGAUAGUAGCACAGUCUCAAAGACAGACGAUGGCGAGUUAGACGUGGUGGGGACAGCAGAUAGUCCGCGGCCGAGUUUGAAUCCUAGUACGCCCAUAGCGUCUAGUCUCAAUCAUAGUGUUACCGAUGAUGACUCCAUUCGCAGACGCCUCCACGACGACAGCGGCUCAGAAUCAUCCUGUAGCGAAUCGCCUGGCAGUACAGCCUUCCGGCCACGCCCCACCUCCCCCAAAGACUCAACAGCUGGUCCUUCAAGCUCAAGUGGUGAAUACCCAUCACCGAACAUCUCAGUAGGUCCACCGAUACAUCCCCCACCCCAUUUACUCCCUUACUUUUACCCUCCCGGUCUUUAUCCUGGAGCGGCUGGUCCAAAUCCUUUCGCGCCAUCCUUGAACCUCUUUACUGGAGGACACUCUCCAGGAAUGAACCCUGGUCUUCUGUUUAAUGCUCAGCUAGCCCUCGCGGCCCAACACCCCGCCUUGUUUAGUCACUACCAGAACUUGGCGCACCCAAACCCUCACCAUUUGUCACCUACCUCACCCCUUCACAAUCAUUUGAAAGGAGGUCAUAGGUUUACUCCUUACACGCUUCCUACGAGUACCUCAGGUGGCGGAGUCGGUUCUUCGCCGCUCGGGAGCGCUUUUGAGACGGUUACUCCCGGUUCGCACACGCGCAGUUUAAGUAACUCACCAAACAGCACAAAGAUACGUGGAUCCUCACUAUCACCUCCAAUAAGGGCGAGCACGGUGUCCCCGAAACCGGAAACGGCCAGUUCGCCGAGUGACUUGAAAAAUAUCGAGAAAAUGGUGAACGGUUUAGAUGUGAAACAUACUAGCGAACUAAUCGGAGAUGCCAGUGAUAAAUAAUAGUAGAUGAAAAUGUAAACGGUUUUUUUUUCUGUAUUAGUGAGUUGUGAGCAGGAAGUGUACGAAUAGAGAUUUGUUACGGUACUUUUUUUGUGAGUAGUUUCGAGAAAAAAGUUGAAAUUUUCCCCGUUUGUUAAGGUUUUUUUUAUUGAAAAUAGUUUUGCUUGCACAUUAUAAUUGUUUUGGUUAAAUUUCAUAAAAGUAAGACCAAUGUACUUAAGUACAUAAGAACGAGGUACCUUCAUUUGUUUCUAAGAUAUAGGGUGAAAAGAAUUAUAUUAGUACUUAAAGGUGAUAUUAUAUUUUUUAAUAUGAGUUAUUAGAAAAAAAAACAAUAAUUAAUUUAAAAUACCCUAGUAGGUUAUGAAAAUAAAAAAAGAUAAUAAGUUCAAAAAAUUUAGAAUCUUGAGAAUAUAAUGGCAUUUUUAUGUAAUAUAUACUCGGUUUAAAACACAAAAUGUCUUAUUCCAAUAGAAGUACAAAAAAAAGUAAAUUAUUCUUACAAACCUUAUUUUGGAUUCAAUCAGUAAAAAAAAUCUUCAGAAAUAUUGGCAUUUUGGUGUAAGACUUUUAAAGAAAAAUAUCUUAAUUUUAUGUAUCCUCUUACCUGAAAGUUCGAAAAAUAACAGGAUUAGUUCUGAAACAAAAGGCAGGAUAUGUCCGAGAAUACUCUCUAUAAAUGUUGUUUACCAUCCAAACUAAUACGGUUAAAUUUAAAUUUUUAAAUAGUUGAAUUUUCUGUUAGUUUUUUGCACUAUUUGUCACCCAGUAUGUUAAAAUUGUACUAAAAAUGGCCAGAGGCCUCGCAUCACUAAUAAACUCCUGGUACUUCAGUUUAAUGGGUAAAAAAUGUGAUAAUUGAAGAAGUUGCUUGGUGGUUUGAGGCCUCUGGCUAUGCCAAGGGGUAUUUAGUAUAAAUUUUUUAAAAGAAUAAAUAUUUCUAUUAUUUCUGAGUCUAGAGUGUUUCUACGAAGUCUAUCACUUAGUUUUAUAUUGAAAUUGUACUAACUGUCUAACUUACAAGACUAAGUUUGGGUUAUAUCUCCAAGAAAAUGUCAUUCUUCUUUCCAUUAAGUCAAAAUACGCAAUUUUAGUAAAUUUACUGUUUACUCGAACUUAUACAGGACCUAAAAUAUGAUAUCCCUUUUAAUACUGAUUUUUUUACUCUAUAUAACAGAAACAAAAGCAAAGUUAGAGAUAAGUUUUAAUACACAAUUUCCUUUUUUUUCAAUGAGUACCCUAUUAAAUAAGAUAUCCGCGCACGUACACCAAAACACGGGAUACAGUAGACAGGGUGUCCCAUUUUUAGUAGUUUUGAGAGGUAUCUCCGCUAUUUUCAACGUUAGCGGGAUGCGUUUUUCGUGACAGUGUGCUACUUUUUCAUAAAACUAAAGAUGUCGUUAAUACAUAAUUUUUUUAGCCUUUUGAGUUUAUAAAAUACAGGGUAUUUUGAAAAAUGUUGCAUUUUGAAACCCUCCUCGUAUCACUAUUAUCUUUUAACUUAAGAAAACGAAAAACUAUCAGUCAAAUAGAUUUUUUUUGUAGAAUGCAGUGAUGUAGUUAAUUUUUGCUACAUAAUUACUAUUUUUGAGUUAUAAACCAAACUAAUGCUUUUUUACAUGAAAUAUCCUGUAUAUUUACAGAUAAUAAAAUUUGGCCUUUUUUUACCGUUUCAAAAAUAUACAAUAAUAUGCACUUUUUCUCAUAAACACACAAAUAAUUGAUCAUUUUCUAAAAUUAAAUGCAUAAUUUAAUAGUAAAUGACAAUAAAUAAGAUUAUAGUUACAUAUUACUAACGAAGAAUAUAAUACCUUUUUCUAUAAAAGCAUAACAUUUUCAAAAUACUUAAAGUGUUGCUUUUUUUUAACAGCAAGUUACUAAAAACAGUUUGGUAGCAUAAAGUAACAAUAUAACUAACACAAAAAAAUAACUUUGUUAAAAUCGUUAUCUGGAGAUCGUGGAGGCCAUCUAACAGGUUCGUUGGUAAGUACCCAUCUUUGAGGAAAGUUAUUAUCAAGAAAUGCCCUUAAGAUCCUAAAGUUAUGACUUAGGGCACCAUCUUCUCAACUCGAAACAAGUGCGUAAUGCGUGUUGUAGUUUGUCUAAUAUAAUGGUUUCAAUCACACAUUUAAAUUGGCGAAGCUAUUAUGAGUAAGUAAGCGAGAACUUGAUUGGUAUAGUUCUUGGACAUAGGGUUUUUUUUUUGUUGAAAGUGUCAAAAUCUCUUUAAUAUGAUUACUGGGACUUACUGAAGUUUGGUGACGAAAGAUCUUUAGAAAAAAAUAAAAUUCUUUCUCUAGUCAACUGAACUCCUCAGGAGAUCAAGUUAAAUGAAGAAAUCUUUGUUAAAGUGACUUACAAUCGAAAACUAAUAGAGUCUAACGUCUCGCAAACAUCACAGGCUCUAUAUUAUCAGCCCCUGUCCUUGAAACUCUGUUCACCCUGGGCCUUGCAAUUUAUUUUAUGAAGGACUAAGUAUAGGUUCUAUGUCCUUAAUGAACUACAGACCAUUUUAAAAUCUGCUCGCAAGUCAGAAAUGUCUUCUUCGUCUGAGCGUCAGUUUUUGGCAGACCAAUUUGUUUCUCAAUUGAAGAGCGGAAAUUAUAAAGGGCGUAAGUGUCAAAAAAAAGGUUUUGAGAUAAUAGAAAAAAACUAAAUAAAAGUCAGAGAACUUUUUUAAGUAAAGCUUUAUUAAGUAUUAUGCAUUUAAACUGAAACGGACCUAUUUCCUAACAAAAAUUUGCAAACUAAACUUCUUACUACAAAAUAAAAAUGUUUAAACAAGUAAAAUUAGGAAAAGGCCUAAGUGCCAUAACUGAUUUUGAGUAUAGAAAUAUUCAUAAAAUACAUUUUACUUCUGUUUUUGUUCUAAACCAUUGUCUUCAAUCUGAAGUAGCUGUUUAUAAAAACGUUGGUGUUUUGGAUUUUGAAGAUAAGGAAUCAUGCUUCGAAGAGAUACCUUUUUAUUUUCCGACGCCUUGCUUUCUGAUGGCAGCUUCAUUAUAUUAGCCUGUCUGAGUCCAGCUAAAGUUUUCCCUUUCUUCAAAACUUUAACUUGCAUCCCUUCUUCAAAAUCAGAAAAUGAAGUUUUUAUCUUAAUAAGUGUAGGAUUCGUAGCUUCGAUCGCUAUUACUGUAGCUUUACUGAUAUUUAACUUAAUAGUAUUAAUAUACUCAUCGGCCGCUUGUUUUAGGUCCCAAAAGCCGCGUGGAGUCAUGUCAACAACAUUAAAAGGUGAAGCGUACCUUGCUGAUUUUACUAUUGCUUGGAGGUCUGAGGGUACAAAUGCUUUAGAUACUUUCUUCCGUUUUUCUACUGAAGCAAAAUCUCUAUCGCAGGGCCUGAAACUAUGGCCACUUACAAGAAAUUUCUGUUCAAUAGUGUGGAAAACACCAUUGGCCACCAAAAAGAUCAAUGUAAACAAUAAAAUUCUAUUCUUAUUUUGGCCCUCGCAAUUAUCACACCAUAUUACCAAAUGAUCCUUAAGGGUCAAUCCACGAUUAACAAUGUAUAAAAGUCAUGAUGCAAUUUCGUUGGCUCCACGAGAAGCUACUUCCUCGUGCCACAUACACAUGUAGGCCUCAUUUGUAUCCCCAAUAUGAACUUCUAAGUUGUAGCAGGACAUCUGCGAAAGGUAAAACAUGUCGCUGUGUGUCAAUGAUGGAACAAACAUGACCUGCUGGAGAUCCAUGGAUAAACAACACUUUGUGCUUUCGGGAUCUUGAGACUCAAUCGUAUCUUGCUUUAAUAUCUCUCUUGCCCUUUCGAUGAUGGAUUUCCAGCUGAUCUUUUGCAGAUUGACUUGACUUAAUGUUGGCUUUAAUUUGACACUCUAGUUUGUCACAUGUGCUACACGUAUCAACUCGUGGUCUGUGGAAACUUAGGUUGGGAAAAUCCUUGAUGAAAACAGAUCUAUAAAAUUUGUAUUCAGAUGACGAUCAGCUUCAGAAAAUUUUGGAGCAGCAUGUCUGGUACGUUUAUAUAUACACCCAUUUUCUUCUUUUCAAUGAGGACCCGUACUUUUUUAUCGUUGACACCGAAUGUAUUCUGAAAUGUUUUCUUACAUACCCGUUCAAUUUUUCCUUGGCCAUUAGGAAGGGAGUAAUAUAUUGUUGCUUGACGUCUGCUAUUUGGCUCAUCCUCAUACGAACCAUGUUACCUUCUUUGAACAUCACAAACACUUAAGCACAUAAGCCCCAUUAGAAAAGUGCUUUGUGUUUUCAUAUUUUGUGCAUGGUACUUUUCAAAAAGAGAACGUCUUCUUUCGUGGGUAACACCUUUGCAGCUGAACUUACAUUUGCAUGUAAUCUACAAAAAAAUAAACAAAGUUAUAACCUGAAAAGAAAACAGUAGCUAUUUUCGCGGAGAUCAUCCCGAACCGGUGCUGAACACUAAGGCCUACCCUACACAUACAUUCACAAACCAACGUCAACACACAUACCAUUUUCAAAGUGUAAUUCCUGCCUUAGCGUUGAGAACCGGUUCGGAAUAAGCUCCGCGAAAAUAGAUAAUAAGUUUGUAUUCCAUACCUGCUGUUCUGGAUAGUUUUUUCAGUUUACUAUCUUCUUUUUAUAAGUUUUGUAUGACUUUCUACUUGUUUUUAAACGACUCUGUUCACUUCUAAAUGAACCACUGCCUUUACUUCUCCUUUUUCUUUGGGUUUUUUUUAUUAUAAUGUAUUUCAAAUCAAGAAAUUAUCACACACAACGUACACGUGCAAAUGUCUAGACAUAACUAAGGUAAUAAAUAUAUGGGACUUAGGACCUUUCUAAGGAAAAUGCUUGCGCACAUAAAACUAUCGACAUUUACGAGGGACUCUUAUAAAGGUAAAAAUGUAAUUUUGACACUUAGAACCUCUCAUAGGACAUAAAGCAUGGCACAUAGAACGUUUCUAUGUAAAAAAAAUGAAUUUCGGAAAAAAGGCCCUUUCUAAUUUUCACUCUUCAAUUUUUUUACAUAAAGACGAAGGUAUUGCUUCUAUACAUCCCAGAGCCUCUUUUAUUUCCCUCUUCUUCUUAUUGUCUGUUUUAGAACACAAGUGAAGAGAGGAUAGGUGCUCAACUAAAUAUGCUUUUAAACGAGCAAAUAUUUCUAAAAACGGCUGCCUUUUUUCGAGAUAUUUAACAAGCACAAAGCUAUAAUGGUAAUAGUAAUUUUCUCAAAAUUUUCAUUACUCUAUUUAAAAUAUACCACUCUAUCAUAUUUUUCGUAAUUUUCAUAUGCUGCCAUAACUCAAAAAUAGUAAAUAAUUAAUAAAUAUUAUCUACACCUCUAUAUUCUACGAAAAAAAUUAUAAAAAUACUAUUUUAACUUUUCGAUAAGUUGAAGAGAAACAGAUAUAUGAGAAAAGUCCCAAACAGUGCAACAUUUUCAAAAAUGCACUGCAUCUUAAGAACUAAAAGGACUAUAAAAGUUUUGUUCACGGCAUGUUUAGAAUUCGAAAAAGCAGCACACUGUCACAAAACCCGCAUCCCUUAAGCGUUAAAAACCACGAAGAUACCCCGCAAAAACCCCCAACAAUUUGUCCAUAACAAUUCUCGAGGCAAAGCUUUCAAAGUUUCUCUUAAAAAUUUCAACUAUUUUCUUUAAACUACAGAUUCCGGGAAUUGUAUGCAAUAUUAGUACUAAUAUGGCUCACUAACUGAGAGUUUUUGUUUGCAUGAUCCGCAUGUUAAGCGGUAACAAUCAAACCAUAAAAGUAAGGGAUUUAUUUACCAGUGAACAUGUUGCUACCUUAAGGAUGUAAAAUUCUAUGUAACUUUGCCGCCAUUAAUUCGUUUAUUUGAACAUAAAAAAUUGAUCGAUCGGUUUCACUGAGGAAAUUACAUAAAUCUAAUUGUUUCAAAGCUUUAAUAGAACAUUUUUAGUGCAAUAGUUUAUUAUUAUAAAUAAAAUUUUAGUUCUUUAAAAAAAUUAUCCUUCAGUGAAACUUGUCUAUAACCUCUAAGUGCUUUUCAUAAUUAUGGAAGUUAAGCUUAUUGCAAGAGUACAAACCUUUAUAAAAUAAAAAUAUAUUUAAGGAUAACCGUAAAAUCAUUUAUUAUUAGUAAUGAUACAAUAUGUAAUUAAUUUUUUUGGUGCUUUUACUACUUGUACAACGGCCUGUAUAAGCAUAUAUUAGGCUCUACAUCACAAUGUAGACCUGCAAGCGUAUCAUUGGCCAGAACCAUAUGUAUAAAGUUACUAAUACGUUUUAAUCUAAUGUAUGUGGAAUUUGAAUUUAGUGAAUGUUCCUUUUAUUUAAACAACUUGUAUAUUUAUUUAAUUUAAUACUUGUAACUGUGAACACCUAAUGUAUAUAUUUUUUAUUUUAUGUUUUU
Anthonomus grandis grandis is the source of this 8746-nucleotide messenger RNA. It is a transcript of the gene bi, whose product is annotated as optomotor-blind protein. NCBI's taxonomy places the organism in Eukaryota, Metazoa, Arthropoda, Insecta, Coleoptera, Curculionidae. The record is from RefSeq and is a predicted model, not a curated record. Gene Ontology annotation, cellular component: nucleus. The transcript has 11 exons. Gene Ontology annotation, molecular function: DNA-binding transcription factor activity, RNA polymerase II-specific; RNA polymerase II cis-regulatory region sequence-specific DNA binding. Bases 486 to 2426 code for a protein of 646 amino acids. Gene Ontology annotation, biological process: cell fate specification; regulation of transcription by RNA polymerase II; positive regulation of DNA-templated transcription.